This is a messenger RNA of Ylistrum balloti, 1530 nucleotides long. RefSeq names its product peroxiredoxin-like 2C. The record is from RefSeq and is a predicted model, not a curated record. The transcript has 7 exons. Lineage: Eukaryota; Metazoa; Mollusca; Bivalvia; Pectinida; Pectinidae. The coding region runs from base 746 to 1423 and encodes 225 amino acids.
CUAGUUUGGAUGUAGACAUAUUGACAGACAGAUGUCUCAUGUUGAGGUAGACAAUAGACAAGUGUAAUGAGUGAUCAGUGUCUAGGAUGGAGGCAUGUACAGACAAGUGUUUGUGUGGGGAUAAUUAAUAGACAGAUAUGUGUCUGGUAGACCGAAGACAUAUUGACAGACAGUCUUCUCAUGUGGAAACAGACAAUAGACCAUAACAGACAGGUGUCCGGUUUGAUGAUAGUCAUAUUGACAGACAUCUGUCUUUCUGGAGGUAGUCUGUAUACAUAUACUAAUUGAAAGGUUAAAUGUCUGGUGUGGAGUUACUCAGUUCUUUUAGAUAUGGAACGUACUGAUAGCAGUAAAUGAUAUGAGCAAUAGAACUUGUUCCAUGGUACUAAAUUUGGCAUUGAAAAAUGUAUAGACAAUAAUAAGAGGAAUCUGUCGACUGCUGAGUGUCGAAUCCUCGUCGAUUUAUCCCAAUAAUGGUUUAUGAUUGAAGGGAAGCAAUCCUUAAAAGAUUAUGACUGAAUUCUAAGAAAUAGAAAAUGAAGAAUUGGUUCAGUCAUUUAAUAUUUGUUUCGACAAAUCAAAGCACGUCUUCUGUUUAGCGAAAUCAAGUUAACUGUUUAUUGUUGUUUGUUUGUUGCCAUGGAUUUAUUUAUACACCUGAUGUCAUGAACACGCUUUCACUUCACAUUGCCGUGCCUUACAAGCGUUUUGCAGAGAUAGACACGCACAUGUCAAUCGAAACAAGAUGGCAGAUGAAAAGGAGAAAACCGACGACCAAGUGAAACGUGUGGACGAUCUCAAAAUGUCAAGAGGAGAAAAGGCAGAAAUUGUUGUGGACUUUGAAAAAUUACACGACUUAUUUGUUUAUGAUGAAAUGGAAAACAAAAUUCGUUUUUCGGACAUCUACAAACACCAGAAAACAAUCGUUGUGUUCACACGGCACUUUCUUUGUUUCGUGUGUAAGGAUUACAUGGAAGAUUUAGGAAUUGUCCCCCUUGAAUACCUGCAGGCUGCUAAUGUUAGGAUUGUUGCGAUUGGACCAGCUCCCUGCAAGUUCAUAAAGCCAUUCAAAAAAGAGACUGGUUUCAACUACAGUCUGUAUACUGAUCCAGAGAGGGAGGUCUACAAGACACUUAAUUUGAAAGAAAAGAUGGUGCAUGGUAAUGAGAAAAAUAAUAAGCAUGUCAAACAGAGUCCAUUUAUGGGGAUCUUGAGGAGUACCUGGAAGGCCAUGAAAGUUCAGGAAUAUGAAGGGAAUAUAAAACAGCAAGGAGGAGCAUUUAUAUUGGGGCCAGGUGAUGUUGUACACUUUGCACACAUUGAUGAAAAUUCUCUGGAUCACAUGCCGAUUAAUGACCUACUUGAGAAAGCUGGAGUUGCUCCAGUCAGCUUCCCUAAGGACAAGAGAGUGCAGCACAUAUGAUCUUCUCUCCUAACUCACUAACUGAUCACAUGCGUGCUUUGACUAAAAUUCCUUUGUAAAAAUGCUAUUCAUUGGAAUGGACUUAAAUUCUGCAAUGUACAAAAGUU